This is a messenger RNA of Mycosarcoma maydis (corn smut), 3342 nucleotides long. RefSeq lists its product as uncharacterized. Gene Ontology annotation, biological process: regulation of DNA-templated transcription. The coding region runs from base 1 to 3342 and encodes 1113 amino acids. Gene Ontology annotation, molecular function: zinc ion binding; DNA-binding transcription factor activity, RNA polymerase II-specific. NCBI's taxonomy places the organism in Eukaryota, Fungi, Basidiomycota, Ustilaginomycetes, Ustilaginales. The transcript has a single exon. The record is from RefSeq and is a predicted model, not a curated record.
AUGACAAGUCGUGAGAGCUCCGUCACGGGCGGCACAAAGACUGAACCUGUCCCCUACAAGCGAAGUCAGCGCCCUUCAUGGUCUUGCACGGAGUGCGCGCGGCGCAAAAUUCGAUGCGAUAAGAAGGUGCCUUGUCAAUCAUGCAUCAAGCGUGGCAAAGCAGAGCACUGCCGGCUCGAGGGUUCAUCGCAUUCAAUAGCCGGGCCGUCAUCCCCGAAGCUCGAGUCACCCGAUCAACAGCUAAGCUACUACAACUCGCCCUUAGAUGCAAGCUCAACGCAGUCUGCAUCUUGUCGACGGUUUUCGACAGUGGUCAGCGAGCAGGGAGAUUCGAGUCAGCUAGCUCAACAAAGUACGGACAUUGUCUUGCGAGGGCUUUCAAGAUUGCAGACGCAGUUGGACCGCAUCGAACAGCGCUUGAACGAGCAUGCAAGCCAAGUCGAGUCUGUGGAAAAUCUCAAAGCCAGGCUGAACGACGUUGAGGAUGUAAUUUCCGUACUCGGCGACAAUCGCGCAAGCUGGGUAAAGUCCGAGGCCGCUUCUACCACCAAUGGGCGCACACCUCUGGAUGGAACUGGAAAGUUGUUGGACAGCGACAGAGUCGACGCGGCUGUUGUCGAAACGCCAGGAUCAGCAACCCAACUAGCACAACAGCGCAACCACAGUCUCCCCGCGAUGCGGCAACAGGGUCGGAACGCCGAAUUGGCAUCGACAGAUGCAGCUACGACUCUAGAGUUUCUUACGCUCGGCAAAGACAGGCGGCGCGAUGUCGACUUUGACGUUAACUCUUCUGAUAGCGAUGUCGAAUCUGGACCUCGAGAAAGCCCUGGAGUUAGUAGCGAUCCGGUACUGGUCUCGAUCGGGGAGAACUGUGCUUCUUCCAGAGUCCGUGACUCUGAGGCGAACGGAUCGGAACAUGGCUCAGACGGCAGAUCGCGCCUGCUCAAACAUCUCCGUCACGGGUUGCCUUCCCGUGUAGUCGCUCGCAUAAACUCUCUGCUACAGUCGCAUCCCGAUGACCUACCACCAGCGAAUCUACUUGCAAGACCAGCUGCCAAGCCGGUGACGGAUGGCAUCAAAGCUGUGAUGCUCUCUCCUUCUGCCAUUCGUCGCAUCGUUGGGGUAGCAAAGGAGAUUGGCGCUUGGCAGCACUGCUGUGUACACUUUCCGACUUUCGAAAGAGAGGUUGAGGCAUUCGUCAGCAUCGCCGUGCCAGAAGAGGGCAACAGCGAGUAUGAAGGAUAUCGGGCGAUCGACCCUGCCUGGCUCUCGCUGUUCUACGUCAUCUGCAGUAUCGCCAUACACCAAAUGUCGGAAGAGGAAGGUGCCUAUUGCGGUCUUGGCUCCGAGACAGAACGCAUGCGUUCUGCCUCAGUCCUUCUGCAUGCAGCCAUGGACUCGCUCUCUUUGGCUGAUUAUCUGGUUAAACCUUCCGUGUACUCCUGCCAAACCAUCGCAAUCCUGUGCGUCGCUGGUCACAACAUUUGUGGAAGCGAUUUGCUCACCUCGCUCCUUGCGAUCGGCAUCAAGACGGCUCAAACGCUCGGUUUACACGCUCUUGGCCGCACGGCCAGAUUUUUAGAGGCGUGUGCAGCUCAACGCGCACAGGUGCUUCAUCGUGCCGGCAUUCAGAGCGAGGAUAUGGGAUCAUGUCGCCUUCCAGACGAAUCACGUAGACAAUUUGCAAUCUGGAAGAAGCGCAUAAUCGAUCUUGAGGUAGGCAAGCGAGUCUGGUGGGCUUUCACACAACAGGAUUAUUUUGCAAUUCCCUUCAGUGGUUGUUUCUCCAUUGUUGAAGGACAGUACGACACACCCUUGCCGCACAACUGCUCGGACGAAGAUCUGGAAGAAGGUCGUCUGAUCAAUCGCGAAGUCAGUGUGCUCACCGUAGCAUCCAAACAGCGCUUCACUUGCCACGUCGCCAAGAUUGUUUGUGACUUUUUCGAAGACCUCAACAAGACGCGCGAUAUGCCUUCCCUGUCACUGGUCAAGCACCACGAGGAUCGUCUCCGCUUUGUGACCAACCGUUUCAAAGCUUGCCUCGAUCCAACGCGGUCAGAAUCUACGAAAGGUAAGCACGCAUCGUUGCCAAGCUUUACCACCGUGCUGCAGCAUUAUCUCUUUAUCUCGGUGCAACACAAGAUCCUUGUAAUGCAUCGUGCUUUCUUAUCUCGAGACGUUUUGGCGAAAGAACGGGCGCUCUCGCACAGUGCAUCUAUCGAAACCGCACGGGGCGUUCUGCACGAGCUUGAGCGCGGGUUGGGUCUCAAUGCUGAAGGUGACGACAGACCGCAAUUAGAUCUGCAAUCGCGAGUCCACGGAGGAGCGCUGUGGACGAUUCCAUACCACUCUGUCGCCGCUGUUACAAUUUUGGCGUUGGACAUGUUCGAGCCAGCCUCAGAUGGAGAACAACGUGCUUUGAGGCGCAAGGAAGUGAAGCGUGCUCUCGAAGCACUCGGCCGCUUCACGCGCAAAAGUGCUAUCGCUCGCAGAGGAUGCCAGCUGCUUUCGGAUCUUCUUGCAGAGGGCGAGCGUUAUGAUCGACAACCUGGGCAGCCGAGAAAACGCAAGAACACAGAUGGAGUCGACUCGGUCCUCAAACGCAUCCGAUUGCCAGAAAAUGGAAGUGAUCCGCCUGCGGCAACCCAGAACAACACCCAGAGUAGCUUUGGCAAGACGCUAUCGACGGUUGAGCGCACCGUAGAUCGAUCGUAUGCAGUCAAUGCUUCGAAUGAUCCUACACUAGAGGCUAGCUGGUUUUCGCAAUUCAACCAUGGCUCUGUUCACUCGGACGUGUCUUCUGCCCUUCUCGAAGGUACUUCGCCAGACGAAGAGCACUUUGGUCUUCUACCAAGCGCAUCGUUCGGAUAUGGCUCGACCAACUUCAACCCGCUUGCAGGCAAUUCGACGUCGCGCUCUAGUCAAAGCGUCUCUUUCCAGCCCGGCGAAACAGCCAACUCGCUGUCGAGCAUGUUCAUGUCGUAUAGCGGUGUGCCCAGCAAUGCGGAAUUGACACCUGCCGCUAUCUCGCCGAACAACAUCAUGCGGAAUGGAAUGAGCGACGCGCGAGUUUCGACAAAGAACGAGCCGUCGUGGAGGAAAGGCGGUUUCGAGGUGACCCAAGGCAACGAGCAAACAAAUGUAGCUCGAGAUUGGUCGACCUUACAGCCAAGCAUGUCAUUGGAUGGCUCGCAGAUCAACAUUCCAGGCAUGAACCUCAACAUGCCGCAGCAACAGCUAGCCCAAAUCCUUCCAGCGCUUGAAUCGAUGCCCGACGUUUGGAAACUGUUCGAUGGCACAUUGGGUCAAAGCUUGGUUGCAUUUGAGGAAAAAGGAUUCUGA